AAACAAUGGAAGCAAUGGCCAGCGUUGACUUUGGAAACUUCUUCAUCUCAACCCUCCUAUGCCUGUUAUCAACCUUAUUCCUGUUUCUCUUCUUCUCCAAGAAACCAAAAAAGAAUGGUGUUAACCUACCUCCAAGCCCUCCUUCUCUUCCGAUCAUCGGUCAUGUUCACCAUCUCUUCUCUGGCUCAGUCCACAAGUCUUUUCAGAAAAUCUCAUCAAAGUACGGACCAUUCCUCCAUCUCCGCAUCUUCAACGUCCCCAUCGUCCUCGUCUCCUCUGCCUCAGUGGCCUACGAGAUCUUCAAGGACCACGACAUGAGCGUCUCCUCUCACGACGCUAUUGGGAUGGAGGAGUGCCUCGUGUUUGGAUCUUUUGGCUUCACCAAUGCUCCCUAUGGAGAUUACUGGAAAAGCUCAUCACUAACUAACAUGCUCGGACCCCAGGCGCUCGAGCGGUCACGAGGCGUUCGUGCAGCUGAGAUGGAGCGGUUCUACAGAGAUCUUCUUGAUAAGGCGAUGAAGAAACAGAGCGUUGAGAUCGGCGAGGAAGCGAUGAGACUCGUUAACAGUAUUUUCGGAAAGAUGAGCAUGGGAAGUAGUUUUUCAGAGGACAACAACGAGGAGAAAGUCUCGGAGUUUAGUGUCAAGUUCGCUGCCUUGACACAAAAGAUUUUUUUGGCACAAAUACUGCGUAAGCCGCUUGAGAAGUUUGGUAUCUCACCAUUCAAGAAGGAGGUAAUGGAUGUUUCAUACGAAUUUGAGGAGAUGCUUGAAAGGAUUAUUGUGAAAUACGAAGAGAAAGUGAACGAGCAUCACCGUAGUGAAAUUAUGGACACAUUGUUGGCAGCUUAUCGAGACCAAAAUGCAGAGUGCAAGAUCACUAGGAAACAUAUCAAGGCGAUAAUAGCGGAGCUUCUCUUUGGAGCCGGUGACACUUCUUCAAAGUCAACACAAUGGGCAAUGGCUGAAAUCAUCAACAACCCUAAGAUCCUUGAGAGACUGAGGGAAGAAAUAGAUUCAGUUGUAGGGAGAACAAGGUUGGUCCAAGAAACAGAUCUACCAAAGCUUCCUUACUUGCAAGCGGUCAUCAAGGAAUCUCUAAGGUUGCACCCACCAGGAGCUCUUUUGCCGAGGGAGUUUGACCAAGGGUGUAAGAUCGGAGGGUUCUACAUACCAAAGGGGACAUCACUUGUUAUCAAUGCUUACGCUGUGAUGAGAGAUGCUGAUUCUUGGACAGACCCUGACGAGUUUAAGCCGGAGAGGUUUCUAAUGCAAGAAGAGGAGAGAAGAGAGAAAGUACUCAACUUCCUUCCUUUUGGUGCUGGAAGGAGAGGGUGUCCUGGAUCAAAUCUAGGUUAUAUCUUAAUAGGAACUGCGAUUGGAGUGAUGGUGCAGUGUUUUGACUGGGAAAUCGAAGGAGAUUAUGUCAACAUGGAAGAAGCUUCUGGAAGACCUUUCUUGGCCAUGGCUCAUCCCCUUAACUGUGUUCCUCUUCCUCGAAUCUUAAAUCCUUUACCCUCCAGUUUGUAGAUCCUUUGUUUCGUAAAACUCAAGUUUUCACUCUAUAUUCCAUAGAUGUGGUGAGAAUCUCUGCACCAGUUUUUGUAAU
Messenger RNA from Thlaspi arvense, 1608 nucleotides. Lineage: Eukaryota; Viridiplantae; Streptophyta; Magnoliopsida; Brassicales; Brassicaceae. The record is from the annotation of a GenBank genome assembly.